This is a messenger RNA of Danaus chrysippus (African queen), 651 nucleotides long. NCBI's taxonomy places the organism in Eukaryota, Metazoa, Arthropoda, Insecta, Lepidoptera, Nymphalidae. The record is from the annotation of a GenBank genome assembly.
CUGCGAUGUUGGUUUGGUUUAGGCGGCAGGCGGGUGCCAGCAAGCAGAACGGCUGCUAAAUGCCGCAAGAGUAAUCCCCCAUCUCACUCGCUCCGGUACAAACGUGGCACCUCUCGCUCGCGCCGGCGCGAACACGUGUUUAUUUGUAUGUUUUAUCCUUCGGCGGCUUUAAACCCAACCCACCCCGACCGCAAAGUGCGCUCCGCCGCCCGCCGCGCCCGCGCUGUUGCCGCCUCUCGCUCGCCGCCACCGCUGCUCACCCGCGAAACUUUGUCCGAAGUCGACGGGCGCGGACGUACGGACGUACGGCGCGUAUUAAUAGCCACCGCAACCGACCCUGCCGGCAUUGGAACUAGUGAAAAGUUUUUUCGCCACGCGCGGGGGAGAACCCCCUGUUCCGGAAAAAAUCGCCCCCUCGCGUCCCUCGCGUCCCUCGCCCACCCACCGACGAACCUUUCAUUCACCGGGAAAAAAGUGUGGCAAGGCCGUGUGACGUCACCGUAUCUAGUGGCCACGCGCUCGUUCCCUAGCAACGAGUCGCAUCUCACAGGUUCCGUAAGGUGCAGGAUCGCGGGUGUUGAGAAAUGUCGUCGAUCGACGGUGACUCCUUCCAGUGGAUGUGACAAGUGUGGAGUGGAAAGUGCGAUGUAG